CAACGCUGCCGUGAAUAUACAUUUUGAGAGAAAAUUUUGUUCUGGAGCGCCACAGUACAUAGCCGUUCCAAACAGCAGUUAAUAAAAACACUUAAGGACUGCUGCCGGAUACAAAAAAAAACAAUAAAAGCUUAACUUUACCGGAAAAGGCUGAGUAGGCAACAUUUGAAGCCUGCGCCGCAGCCGCCGCCGUCGUCGUCAUACAAAAUGAAUAAACCAAAGAUCAGCGCGAUUUUUCGUUAGUUUUUUCGAAAAUUUCAAUUUGUCUCAUCGUCCGCAUCCGCAUAGUCAUAGCCAUUUGAUAGGAUAGAUUGCUUUUUAUCACCACAACAACAACAACAUCAUCAUCAUCAUCAACAACAACUAUAACCACCCAUCGACAGCGUUGUGAGGCAAGAUCUUCGUCUAGACGAGAGAACAGCAGCUGCCGCUUAAUCCUUAACGCACACACACACACAUACAAACGUACAUAUAUUUAGUUAUGUCAUCAACCGCCGGCAAACGCAAGGAAAUCUACAAAUACCUAGCACCAUGGCCAUUGUACUCCAUGAACUGGAGCGUGCGCCCAGACAAACGUUUUCGUUUGGCCCUGGGCAGCUUUAUCGAGGAGUACAACAACAAAGUGCAAAUCAUCAGCCUGGACGAGGACACCAGCGAAUUUAGUGCUAAAAGCACAUUUGACCAUCCAUAUCCCACAACAAAGAUCAUGUGGAUACCAGACUCCAAGGGCAUCUAUCCUGAUCUUUUGGCCACCAGUGGUGACUAUCUGCGCGUCUGGCGUGCCGGAGAGCCAGACACACGACUCGAGUGCGUGCUCAAUAAUAAUAAGAAUAGUGAUUUUUGUGCGCCCCUAACGUCAUUCGACUGGAACGAAGUAGAUCCAAAUCUGGUGGGCACAUCAUCCAUCGACACCACAUGCACAAUAUGGGGCCUGGAGACGGGACAGCCGCACGCACGCGUCUAUGUGGCUGGACAUGUGAAGACUCAGCUAAUAGCCCACGACAAAGAGGUCUAUGACAUUGCAUUUUCACGUGCCGGCGGCGGCCGGGAUAUGUUUGCCUCCGUGGGCGCCGACGGCUCCGUGCGCAUGUUCGAUUUGCGUCACCUCGAGCACUCGACCAUUAUCUAUGAGGACCCAGCGCAUACGGCGCUUUUACGCUUAGCCUGGAACAAACAGGAUCCGAAUUACUUGGCCACAGUUGCUCAGGAUUCGUGCGAAGUUAUUAUUUUAGAUGUUCGUGUUCCUUGUACACCUGUUGCAAGACUGAGCAAUCACAGAGCGUGCGUCAACGGUAUUGCGUGGGCGCCGCAUAGUUCCUGUCAUAUUUGCACUGCCGGUGAUGAUCACCAAGCACUGAUCUGGGAUAUACAACAAAUGCCACGCGCAAUCGAGGAUCCAAUUUUAGCCUAUACAGCUGCUGAGGGCGAAGUCAAUCAAAUACAAUGGGGAGCCACGCAACCCGAUUGGAUAGCCAUUUGCUAUAAUAAAGCGUGCGAGAUUCUGCGGGUCUAAGAGUCAAUUCGGUUAAUUCUUCUUGCCCACACCACACCACACACACGCCCACUCGCAACUCCCACACUGCUGCUCAGAGCAGAAGAGAAGCAGCAGCAACGAAACCAACACACACACACAUGCACACACAACACUUACACAUGCAUAAGCAUUGUAGUUGUAGAUCUUUUGUAGUCGCAACAGCUUUUUGUUUAAACAAAACUUUUGUUAUCAUUAUUUUGUUUUUGUGUAAGGAUAUUGAUUUGUAUCCCCCCGCCCCCACACUCGAUGGGGAGGCUGUCUGUCUACUGUGUUUGGCUGGAGAGCGCGCAGUGCAGUGGUCAGCGUUUUAUAUUAGACGUCAUAGCUCUUAGUUUAUACAUAUAUAUGCAUAUAAUAUAUAUAUUUAACAUUUAAGUCAUUUAAACGGUAAA
Molecule: messenger RNA, 1926 nt
Organism: Drosophila busckii
Lineage: Eukaryota; Metazoa; Arthropoda; Insecta; Diptera; Drosophilidae
Gene: wap
Product: DDB1- and CUL4-associated factor 7
Exons: 7
Coding region: 482-1513 (343 amino acids)
Cellular component (GO): nucleus
Molecular function (GO): protein binding
Source: RefSeq, a predicted model, not a curated record